UUUGGGCUUUACGUGAAGGAGAGUCUUUGUAACUUCCUGGACCCGUCAGUAUGGUUCACAGAAAACUGGUUUCAUCUGAGUUGGCCAUGACAGGAAAACCGGAGCGUUAGAAGCGUUUGUUCUUUGUCACAGAGACGGGUCUGAGGUUUGUAACGACACGUGUGACCUGAUCCAGGCUUGGAGUAGGGCUAAGCCAUGUCCCAGGGCCCCACCAUCCUGUGGAGCCCGAUGGUGAUCGUGGAGGCUGCGGGUGGAGCCCUGCCUCAGGUUUCCCAUUAUUCAGUGAAACCUGCCAACCAGGAAGAGGGUUGUGUGUCCUUUGAGGAUGUGGCUGUGUACUUCUCCUGGGAGGAAUGGAAACUGCUUGAUGACUCCCAAAGGCUCCUGUACCAGACUGUGAUGACCGAGAUCUUUGCACUUGUGUCCUCUCUGAGACUUGAACUUUCUGGGAUCGAUGACACAACUCAGAUGGAGUCUUGCGGAGAUCUCUCUGUGCCUGCACUGAGAUUCAUGACUCCAUGUUUGUGGACAGGUUGUUGGAUCAAAGUGGAGAGUGAAAUGCCCCGCUUUGAGCAGAGUCUUUCCACAGAAGGAGAUCUUAGUUCAUCCAUGCUCCAACAGCAAAUGCUGAGCUGUGCUGAGACACCCUUGCUAAGUGCAGACAAUGCAAUGAUCAUCCAGACUUCCUCAGGUCUUCUCAGGCAUCAGGUGACUUCCAGUGGUGUGGAGGCACCCAAGAGCACUGAGACUGGAGAGGCCAUUCACGCUGAGAAGAAAAACUGCAAAUGCACAUACUGUGGCAAAGUCUUUACUAGUAUAUCUCACCUUAAUCGGCACUGGAAGAUACACACGGGAGAAAAGCCUUUUCAGUGCAGCGAAUGUGGGAAAUCCUUCAGCCAAAAAGCCUUUCUCAUUAAGCAUUUCAGAAUGCACACUGGAGAAAAGCCUUAUAGGUGCAGUGAAUGUGGCAAAGCCUUCAAGCAUAAUAUCUCCCUCAUUUCCCAUCAGGGACUCCACACAGGAGAAAUGCCAUUUAAGUGCAGUGAAUGUGGGAAAUCGUACAGGAGCAGGGAAGGCCUUAAAGUUCAUUAUCGAUUUCACACUGGAGAAAUGCCUUUUGAGUGCAGCGAAUGUGGGAAAUCCUACAGAAGCAGGGAAGGCCUUUUGAAUCAUUUCUACAGUCACACGGCAGAGAAGCCUUUCAGCUGCAGUGAAUGUGGAGAGUAUUUCACCCAAAACUCUGACCUCAUUGAACACCUAACAGUCCACGGCAAGCCUUUCAAGUGCAAUGAGUGUGGAAGAGUCUUUAAUUCAAGUUAUAACUUUGUUAGACACAUGAAAGUUCACAUUGUAGCAAAGCAGUAUGCGUGCAGGGAGUGUGACAAAGUGUAUUGCAGUAGCUCUAGCCUGUAUAAACACCGAAAGAUUCACACUCGAUAAACGUCUAAGGAAGGCAAAGAAGAUAAGAAGUCCCUUAGUCAUCUAAAUGAACACCUGAAAUCUCAGUGGAACAGAAGAAGUGCUGAGUGCUUCAGAGCAGAUGUCAGCAUCAUUCACACACACCUCCAACCCAUAAAAGUGGAGAGAUCACCGGACUAGGAUGUGUCAUGAAGCCAUGGAUUCGAGGAUCCAGGUUUGAAGCCUCUGAACAGAAGUGUUUUCUGAAAACAACAUCACAUCCCACAUAGGUUUCUGAAUGCAGAGAUUGUAGGGAACAGCUUCAGCGACUGGCAAACCUUCAGCUUUAGGACUGAAUCUGACCUUUAAAGAAACGUUGUGAGAGUGGCCUUUGUAAGAGAUACAUCCAUUGAAACUUCCUCCUCUGGUAGAUCUCUUCCCAAGAAGUUGACACCAGGGAACUAAGAGAGAGGGAACUCUGUGCUUGACUGACCAAGUGUGGAGUGGAGUUUCCAUGUAACUGAAUUUGGUUGGGGUAGGAACAGAGUGUCCUUG
Messenger RNA from Peromyscus eremicus (cactus mouse), 1953 nucleotides. RefSeq names its product zinc finger protein 773-like. Gene Ontology annotation, biological process: regulation of transcription by RNA polymerase II. Gene Ontology annotation, molecular function: DNA-binding transcription factor activity, RNA polymerase II-specific; RNA polymerase II cis-regulatory region sequence-specific DNA binding. The record is from RefSeq and is a predicted model, not a curated record. NCBI's taxonomy places the organism in Eukaryota, Metazoa, Chordata, Mammalia, Rodentia, Cricetidae. Bases 196 to 1440 code for a protein of 414 amino acids. The transcript has 5 exons.